This is a messenger RNA of Hyaena hyaena (striped hyena), 2639 nucleotides long. RefSeq names its product DnaJ heat shock protein family (Hsp40) member C30 (gene DNAJC30). The coding region runs from base 141 to 821 and encodes 226 amino acids. Lineage: Eukaryota; Metazoa; Chordata; Mammalia; Carnivora; Hyaenidae. The transcript has a single exon. The record is from RefSeq and is a predicted model, not a curated record.
CUCCCGCCCGAAAAUACGCAUGCUCCACCUCUCUCCCCGCCUCCUCUUCUACUCGAUUGGCUGCAGGGCGGACGCGCUGCGAACAACGCGCGCCUCCCAUUGGCCAGUUAGUCUUGCACCGCCCGCUUGGCCCUUUCAAGAUGGCAACCAAGCGCGAUCUGAGGUGGCCGCGGCCGUUGCUGUGGAGGUUGUGGCUGGCCCGGAGCGCUCCACAGACUCGGGGUUCCCGCCUGGGCCUAGAAAGGAGGACUUAUUCUCAGGGCGACGGCGCGUACUCGCGCACGGCGCUCUACGAGCUGCUCGGCGUGCCCUCCACAGCCACGCAGGCGCAAAUCAAGGCGGCCUACUACCGGCAGAGCUUCCUCUACCACCCGGACCGCAACUCGGGGAGCGCCGAGGCUGCCGAGCGCUUCACGCGCAUCUCCCAGGCCUACGUGGUGUUGGGCAGUGCCACCCUGCGUCGCAAGUAUGACCGCGGCCUGCUCAGCGACGAGGACCUGCGCGGACCUGGCGCCCGGCCCCCCAAGGCGCCGGUCCGCGACACCGGCUCGCCCCGCCCCCCGCCCCCCGCGUCUCAGGCCCGCGGCCGGGGUCAGGCCCCCACGGGCGCCAACCGCACGAUGUUCGACUUUGACGCCUUCUACCAAGCUCACUACGGAGAACAGCUGGAGCGCGAACGGCGCCUUAGGGCCCGGCGAGAGGCCCUGCGCAAACAGCAGGAGGCCCGGGCCAAGCAGGGCUUCCACUGGGACGAUACCCGAGACGCGACCCUUGUCUUCCUUCUCCUCACCGGCUUCAUCAUCAUGGGCUUUCGUUUUUAAAAGGAGAGAGGAAGAAAGGGAGCCGCCCCCAGCCAGCCCCAAGAAAAUGGCCUUUCCCGUGUUCUCGAACCCUUUGCCUUCCAUAGUCUACCUCUGCCGGUGUCCGAAGAGACUGCUCUUCCCCUCCUAUUCCCCGCUUAGCCAUCCACCUACGCGUCCCACCCCGACGGUCCAGGAAAGGAGGCUUUUCGGUGCCCAAGAAAGAGGCCCCAAGAAGAAGAGUCCCCAGAGCCCGAGAGUGACGGGCUCUCUCGAGUCCCUUGGGUGCCUUGCUCCCAGAGGUUGCCUUCCCGAUGUCAGCUUCUGGAACACUUGCUCGGGCUUUAUUGUAAAGCUCUGAGCAAGACUUGGCUGCUCCUGCCCCGCAUUUGUACCGUGGGGCUCCUGUGUAACCUUGAACAGUGCAAUGUGACCAAUUGCUGGCUGCCAAAAGAGAAAAUGCGGGGUGGUUCGAACCUUGUCUUUCUCUGUGAGUUCCCCAGCCAGAGAUGGGACCCGCCGUAAGAAUGCGAUCUCUGGAAACCUUGCUGUUCUCGCCCGAUCAGCCCCAGACCCCGCUCCCCCUUCUCUUGGCGGGCAUGUGGGAGUGGGGGAGCAAGGUCAUGGAGCACAAGGAAUUGAGUGUUCCUGUGCCCGCAGCUAUCUAAUGUAUGACCUUGGAGAAGCUACUCUGUGGGCAUAACAGCAGAGGAACAAAUCAUUUGCUCUCCUGAGGUCUGUCACGCUUUAUUAUCUACACUUCUAAUGGGCUCAUUGAUUAAAACGUGAUGUGAUGGAGUCAGGUUUAUCCUUGGGACGGUAUGCCUGUCCCCUGGUCAUUCCCUCUGCCAGCCAGCCCCAUCGCUAACUGUGCAGCCCAUCCCCUCCCAGAAAUAGAGCAGCAAGCUGGGGGGCUGAGUGGCCUGAAGGUGGCCUGUCCUCUUGUUUAGCCCCACAAGCCAGAUCCUUGAAACCUGGCUGCUUGAGUUUAGAGUAGACAGUACUGCUAAGGGACAGGAGGCAUGUGGUGGAAACUCUUUAUUCAGAGCUGGCUGAGGCUUCCCCCCCCCUUUUUUUUAUGUUUAUUUAUUUUAAGAGCGUGUGUGUGACCCCGGGAGAGGGGCAGCGAGAGGGAGAGAGAAUCUGAAGCAGGCUCCGUGCUCAGCUCGGAGCCAGAUAUGGGACUCCGAUCCCAGGACUGUGAUAUCAUGACCUUAGCCGAAGUCAAGAGUCGGACACUUAACCCACUGAGCCACCCAGGCUCUCCUCUCUCUUUCUUUUUUUGUUUUUUUUUGCUCUCUCUUUCUAAGCAGGUGGUCAUCACUUGGCUAGAGCUGUAGUAGUCAGGCCCUUGACCCUGAGUCCCUGUGCGUGGCAUAUGUAUUGGCUGUAAGAUUUUAGGUACUUAAGCAUUAAUGCAUGGGGCCUAAGUGUAAAGCUGUGAGCUGGGGAGACCUUUGCAAGAGAUCUGCCACAGGGUGAGGACAGGAGUGUAAGUGCUAAACAAAGCCAAAGGUGCUCGGGUGUAUUAAUAAGAAUUCCUGCAUUCGAUCUUGUGUGUGAAAUCCGUGUAAUUAGGAUAAGCCCACAGCUAGUUCAAACUGGUGUCUUGGAAACCGUUUGAUUCUCUCCAGCCUUGGAGGUCAGGGGCUGCAGUGACUGUCCAAUUCAGUGGGAAGCAUUUGAGCCUGCUUGAGCUCAGUGAGCCUUGGUUUGGGGGAGAGGUGUAUGUACUUGUAAAAAGAACAUUUAAUGUUGUUAUGUUUCAUAUUUGGAAAACAAGUCCUUUUUGAAAUUCAAACAACAGGAACUGUUAAGCUUAGUAAAAUGCAAAGAAAC